AUGAAUUUUCAUAGAUUCGGACACUGUGCGCAGUUUGCUGCUCGAGUUCGCAACCGGUUACCUCGAAGGUGUCUCAGAAAAAUAAUACGCAAUCUCGUGCCAGGCUUAUCUUACCCCCUUAUAGCCGGUUUUGUUGUCUCCAAUCAUGAACGCAGCCUGUUGCCGCACACUUCACCUUCUGCUUCCUCGGUGCUUACCCAUUGUCUGCAAUGGCAGGUGGAUGCAAAUUUGGGCAUCACUCAUCAAUUGUUCAGAGAUUAUGAAGCCGGUGUGAUGCUGGGGAGGAAAAUUGUAAACGAGCUAGAAUCGCUACUUGAGCUAUGCGGAACCGCAUCCAACCCUGAACUUGAAGAUCGUAUUGUGCAGCUGCGCUCAGACUGGAACGAAUUGCUGGAGCAGAUGCGUCGUAUUGAAAUCGCUUUACAGUCGGCGUUUAAGACGUUAUACUCUUCCGUAGAAACAACAUUUCUAUGUGAGCCUUUAAUUGAUUGUUCCAAUUCAAACCUGACUGAUCCGUCCCAAGGUGUGAACAUGUCAUCGCAGGCGUCCAUGCAAUUACACCUCAUUGAGUCAGAAUAUCACAGACUGAACGAGCUGCAUGCAACAUCUGUCCUUCGAUGGUCUGAACUGUUGAGUCAACAUAUGAAGAAGUGUAAAGAAGAAUCAUAG
Echinostoma caproni is the source of this 669-nucleotide messenger RNA. Lineage: Eukaryota; Metazoa; Platyhelminthes; Trematoda; Plagiorchiida; Echinostomatidae. The record is from the annotation of a GenBank genome assembly.